AAAAACUUGGUGGUUUGGUUUUCGUGUGAGUUAGUAUCCUUUCGAGCCAAGAGAAGCUGUCACUAACCUGAAGUGAGCUUUGAUGUGGAUUUUCACGAUGUCAGAAAGUGUUCUCCCUUCGUGUUCGAGUGGCGCUGUCAAGCUGUAAGAGGUCACCGCAAACCGUCUCGUCAUAUUUAAGGGUGUUUGCACAAGAGGCAAAGCGGAGAUGGUUCACAAGAUUUUCAUGUUCCUGGCAGCAGUGCUGUGUCUACACAAACUAGAGUUCACUGUUGCAGGAAACAUGAAACUUGACGAACUUCAAAACCCUUGUGCAAAGAUGACCCGUUCGGGUGAUGUGAUUGAUUGGCAAGGCAAUAGGGUUCGAUGUAUUUUCCCCGCGAAAGAGGAGCUACGGAAACAGCUGAUUGAGCUCGGAGGCUAUAAUAAACACUACAUGGCGGUGACUUUGAAAGAAGCGGAGGAAAACUUUGUCAACCUGAUGGACGAAAACAAGAGGCCCUGGUUGUACAAUGAUGACGUUGGUUCAGAUGCAACGCGUAGCAAGCGAUCGACAACUAUACAGUGCUCUGAGGCGGGGAGCGCUAAGUCUUCUGGGUACCUUCGGACCUGUCGUGUCUGCCAGAAAUUGACCGAAUACGAUGAAAACACAUUCCCGAGGUAUGCGAACGAGCUGCUAUGUUCAGAAACAGGGGCGAGUAGCGUGUCAAGCAAGUAUUGCCAGCAGGGCAAAUGUGUCCAGUCCACGAUGGUGGCGGAUUUCCUUGUGCGGGACACUGACAACUACGACGAGGAAAGGCUCACGGACGGGACCAUUGUGUACAAAGUGAAAUUUGUAAAGAAAACGAUGACAAUUAGAAACUGCUGUGAAUGCUUGGCUGCAAACAGCUAGUUAAAUGAAUGCAUUAAAGUGAGCCCACUCGAA
Molecule: messenger RNA, 925 nt
Organism: Nematostella vectensis (starlet sea anemone)
Lineage: Eukaryota; Metazoa; Cnidaria; Anthozoa; Actiniaria; Edwardsiidae
Exons: 5
Coding region: 209-892 (227 amino acids)
Source: RefSeq, a predicted model, not a curated record